Manis pentadactyla (Chinese pangolin) is the source of this 2690-nucleotide messenger RNA. RefSeq names its product CCAAT enhancer binding protein epsilon (gene CEBPE). The transcript has 2 exons. Lineage: Eukaryota; Metazoa; Chordata; Mammalia; Pholidota; Manidae. The coding region runs from base 1654 to 2499 and encodes 281 amino acids. Gene Ontology annotation, biological process: DNA-templated transcription; myeloid cell differentiation; regulation of transcription by RNA polymerase II. The record is from RefSeq and is a predicted model, not a curated record. Gene Ontology annotation, molecular function: DNA-binding transcription factor activity, RNA polymerase II-specific; RNA polymerase II cis-regulatory region sequence-specific DNA binding.
GAAAUACCUGUGACUGUGCACAGAAAGCUCUUGGGGCAGGUGUAGGGAUAGGGAGGGAGGGAGGAAGGAGGAUGCCAGCUAGAGGAAUAGCUUGCCUGACUCGUAGGCAGUCCUGUCUGCAUUUGCACACUUCAUUUUAGCGUUCAAUGGCACACACUCCGCUCUGUAUUUGCCCCACUGUGGCCCUUGGUGUGCCGCCAGAUCUAUAAAAUCUGGCCUCCACAGGGCACUCACAGCAUGUGCUGAUGAUAAGAGCCAGUACACAUUUCUACAUGUCCUUUCCUUUUCACUGGGCCUAUAGUCCCUUCUGUAGAUGAAAUUCAACAGGUCAAAGCAGGGCCAGAGGUGGUGCCUCUCCCAGGUGGGUGUGGGAGUUCCCAGAGGAAAAAGAAAAGGGAAGGGAGAGGGGGCCCAGCAUGAGACCAGAAGUUCAGAGAGCAAGCCUUGGGUUUCUCCUGGAGACCCUGAAAGGGAGCCCCAGGAAGAGGUGAUGACAAAAGACAAGGCUUCUCAAGCCUCACAAGAGGAAGUGGACCCAAGAGACACGCAUCAAGGUCAGAGAAGGGCCAUGCAGAAGGAAAGACAGCAAACAGAGCUGCAGCGAGCACUGAGCUGGGCACAGGAAACAGGGCAGAGCCUCAGGACCAGCGGUCUGGCCCCGCAAAGCAGCUGGAAGAGAGGUGCUGGAGCCACCAGAGGUGUACAGCUAACGGCUCCUGGGGCAGCAGCCUGACUGGGCCUGGGGCACAGGGCCUGAGUCCUGACCAGGCCAAGCCUGCAAUCAAGGACAGUGCUAGGCUGUUAGAGCUGCCCAGGGCUGGAAACCCAUGGGCUAUUGCCCAGACCCCUUGCAAAAACCUAGCAAAGGAGCAUGCUCUGUACCACAAUACGGCCCCUGUGGAUGGCUUGAUCCCAUAACCUACCACUACUUCCUAAACCCCUCAAACAAUACCCCCUGGCCUGCACCCUGGAGAAUGCCCUGGGAGGUGGGGCUACAAAAGGAACUGACAGCCCCUGGGGGUAGGUGGAGCCCAGCACUGCAGGGGGCAGAGAGAGAGGCGUGUCAAGGGAGGAGCUCAGAUCAGCCUGGGGGGUCGGCACUGGGAGAGGGUUUUCUAUGUUCAUUCUGACUUGGCACCUCAUUCUGCACAGAACUUUUUGGAUACCGGAGGGAGGAAGACACUCAGUGUGAGGUGGUGUCCUCAGUGAAGACUCUGGAAUCUUGUGGACUCAGCGGGGAGACAAGAGGCAUUCCCAGCAGCAUCACCUCCUGGGCAUUUCAGAACCCUGGCUUGGACCCCGACCAAAGAGGGCCCUCAGCUAACUGCUAAAUAGGCCAGAGACCCCAGCUCUCCAAGGCCUGCAUCCCUCCGUCCAGGGCGCGCCCUGCCCCUCCCUGAGUCACCCAGGGAGAGAGGGGGAAAAAAGGGAAGAGAAAAGAGGCAUUGGCUACAGAGGAAGGAAAAGGAAACAGCAGAGGAGGGAGGAGAGAGGCCACGCAGGAGUGGGUGACAGAGGAGGUCAGAGAGGGAAGAUCUAGGGCAGAUCAGGGCAGAUCAGGGCAGAGGGAGAUCGAGAGAGGGCAGGCCAGCAUCCUAAAGGGUGCCCCAAGAACAAGCGGUGGGGGCGGGGAGCAGAGGGGGCGGGCCGGCCAUGUCCCACGGGACCUACUACGAGUGUGAGCCCCGGGCCGGCCAGCAGCCACUCGAAUUCUCCGGGGCCCGAGCCGGGCCUGGGGAGCUGGGGGACAUGUGUGACCAUGAGGCCUCCAUCGACCUCUCCGCCUACAUUGAGUCUGGGGAGGAGCAGCUCCUCUCUGACCUCUUCGCUGUGAAACCGGCACCUGAGGCCCGAGGCCUUAAGGGACCCGGAACCCCCGCCUUCCCCCACUACCUGCCGCCUGACCCGAGACCCUUCGCCUACCCCCCACAUACCUUCGGACCCGAAAGGAAGGCACUGGGGCCUGGCAUCUACAGCAGCCCAGGGAGCUACGACCCCAGGGCUGUGGCCGUGAAGGAGGAGCCUCGGGGGCCAGAGUGCAGCCGGGGGACCAGCCGUGGCAGCUACAAUCCUCUGCAGUACCAAGUGGCACACUGUGGGCAGACGGCCAUGCACCUGCCCCCAGCCCUGGCAGCACCCAGCCAGCCUCUGCGUGUCCUCAAGGCCCCUUUGGCAGCCACUGCGAACCCCUGCAGCCCCCUCCUCAAGGUGCCCUCCCCAGCUGGUCCCUCUCACAAGGGCAAGAAGGCAGUGAACAAAGACAGCCUGGAGUACCGGCUGCGGCGGGAACGGAACAACAUCGCAGUGCGCAAGAGCCGGGACAAGGCCAAGAGGCGCAUCCUGGAGACGCAGCAAAAGGUGCUGGAGUACAUGGCAGAGAAUGAGCGCCUCCGCAGCCGCGUGGAGCAGCUGACCCAGGAGCUGGACACACUUCGAAACCUCUUCCGCCAGAUCCCUGAGGCUGCCAACCUCAUCAAGGGCGUGGGGGGCUGCAGCUGAGCCUGGCUGGCAAACUGUGUUACCAGCCCCCACAACCCCACCUGAGCCUGGGGAUUCCCACCCUGCUCUAGGGCCCCUCACAGGCCAAGCCUAAGACACGGACCAUGGACAAAUGGCAGCAGGUGGAGAGAGAGGAGGGCAGGCCCCAGCAUAAUGAUUCUGUGGCUGAAUAAAAUUGCUCUCUGAGUCAG